AUGGCCCAAAUCCGCGGCACUGCCGGUUACCAUCUUGGUGGACCUCCAAGACAGUUUGGUGGAGCACCACAGAACCCAAACGCCACAAACGAUCCAUCGCCUCUCGAUGCCAUCCGAGAGCAGACUAGCAAGAUUGAAGAUCUGCUGGAUACCUAUUUCGAUCCUGUUAAGCCUUACCUACCGGCAAUUGGACGAUUUUUGAUCGUUGCUACCUUCUUGGAAGAUGCAAUUCGGAUAAUUACUCAGUGGAGCGAACAGCUCAAGUACCUUAGCGAUUACCGACACAUUCCUUGGGGUCUCACUCACUUCUUCCUUCUUGCCAACGUCGUCACAAUGGCUACCUGUUCCGUCAUGGUUAUCGCUCGCAAGCACUCUGAAUACGCCGUCGGUGGUCUCAUCGGUGUCGUGGUUACCCAGGCUCUCGGAUACGGUCUCAUCUUCGAUCUUAACUUCUUCCUUCGCAAUCUUUCCGUCAUGGGUGGGCUUCUCAUGGUAGUUUCUGACAGCUGGAAUCGCAAACGAUUCGCUUUCGCUGGAAUUCCACAGCUUGAAGAGAAGGACAGGAAAAUGUACUUCCAGCUUGCUGGUCGUGUUUUGCUCAUCUUCUUGUUCAUUGGGUUCGUCUUCAGCGGCGAAUGGAGCCUUACUAGGGCUCUGGUCAGCGUUUUGGGAUUCGUGGCUUGUGUGAUGGUUGUUGUUGGAUUUAAGGCUAAGUGGAGCGCCAUCAUCUUGGUGGUUAUCUUGAGUAUCUUCAACGUUAUCAUCAAUAACUUCUGGACUCUGCAACCACACCAUCCUCACCGCGACUUUGCCAAGUACGAUUUCUUCCAAAUCUUAUCGAUUGUUGGUGGUCUUGUCCUUCUUGUCAACAUGGGACCUGGUCAAUUCAGUGUCGACGAGAAGAAGAAGAUUGUCAUUAUCGCGAUUAUAAACCUUUAUCGAGUUAUUCUCCGGUUCUUUGUUGGAUUGUUUAUGAGGAUACGGUCCCUUGGAGGGAGAUCACCACAUUAUAGAACACUUGAGGAAUUACAUGGAUUAUUAGCUACGGCAACCACUUUUGAAGAAUGGCAAGAGGCGGCAGAGAGGCUCGAUGUGCUUUUGGGAAAGGAUGUUUGGCGGAAGAACCCGGUCAGUAAGAGAUAUGAUUAUAAGAUGAUACAGGAGCGGUUAGAGGCUUUAGAGAAGGCGAGGAGCGAUGGGGAUGUGGCCGGUUUAGUGAAUCUUUUACGGUCUGGUGGGUAUCAUAUCUCUUUGAAGUCGUUUUCCGGGGGGCAAGGGGCUGACGAAUGUGGUCAAUCUUAUGCAGGGACGAAGCUCUUGAUUGAGGACUACAUACAGUCGGUGAUGGCUUCGCUUUAUUAUAUUGCUGAACUCCCACCUUCGCCUAUUCUUUCGCCUCAAAAGAAAUUAGAUAUCUUGCAUGAUACGCGAUCAUCCUUCGGUAGAACUUCGUUGAUCCUGCAAGGUGGUGCUAUCUUUGGAUUAUACCAUAUUGGAGUUGUAAGAGCUCUAUUGCUUAGAAACCUAUUGCCUAGGAUCAUUACAGGCACCGGAGUCGGGGCACUGAUCGCUGCCCUAGUAUGUAUUCACACUGAUGCGGAACUCCCAGGGUUCCUCUGUGGCGAGGGAAUCGAUCUUUCUGCUUUUGCAGGGAAAGAAAAAGGUGGAGUUAAACGGAAGCUUUUGAGAAUACUGCGAACGGGGUAUCUUCUCGACAUCGGGGUUAUAGAACGUUGUGUUAGGGCCAACGUCGGGGAUCUAACGUUCGAAGAAGCAUACCAGCGAACAAAGAGGGUAUUGAAUAUUACACUGGCGGAACAGAAGGGAAUUGGUGGUGCGGAGAUUCCGGGGCUACUUAAUCACAUUACGACGCCGAAUGUGCUGAUCUAUACAGCGGCUUGCGCAUCUAAUGCCACCGGUGGACUUUACAAGGCGGUGGAGUUGCUUUGUAAGGAUCAUAAUGGAGUUGUGGUCCCUUACACUAGUACGAUUCCGCAGCGGCAAGGGUCUCCUGGGUCUGAAGCUACGACGACAGCUACCAACACUACUACCACUGGAAAAACGAAGUUGUCGAGUCGAAGGCAUGGAGAUCCGAGGGGUUCACCACACGCACGAGUUGCGGAGCUAUUUAACGUCAAUCAUUUUAUCGUCAGUCAGGCGAGACCUUACAUCGCCCCAUUCAUAUCACCGGCACACACGCAUUCCACUAGUUCAAGUUUUUAUAAAGUACUCGGGCUAGAGAUUCGACACCGAUUGCAACAGAUCGAUACGUUAGGAUUGUUACCGACUGGGAUUAGGAAGUUUCUGAUCGAUGAAGUUGUGCCGGGCAGUACACUGACUGUUGUUCCUGAUUUGGGGUGGAUGGAUUUUGAAAUGUUGGUGGAGAAUCCAAACUAUGAAAGGGUGGGAUAUUGGGUUAUGAAAGGGGAGAAGAGUGUUUGGCCUGUUUGUGGAGAGGUGGAGGUAAGAUGUGGAGUAGAAUUUUGUUUGGAGAGGCUGUGGGAGGAGGUUAGGAGUCGGCAGCCUGGGGUCGGGAGGAGGAGAACGUGA
Messenger RNA from Orbilia oligospora ATCC 24927, 2550 nucleotides. RefSeq lists its product as uncharacterized. Gene Ontology annotation, biological process: lipid metabolic process. Bases 1 to 2550 code for a protein of 849 amino acids. Gene Ontology annotation, molecular function: triacylglycerol lipase activity. Gene Ontology annotation, cellular component: membrane. The record is from RefSeq and is a predicted model, not a curated record. The transcript has 10 exons. NCBI's taxonomy places the organism in Eukaryota, Fungi, Ascomycota, Orbiliomycetes, Orbiliales, Orbiliaceae.